Meloidogyne enterolobii is the source of this 3918-nucleotide messenger RNA. The record is from the annotation of a GenBank genome assembly. NCBI's taxonomy places the organism in Eukaryota, Metazoa, Nematoda, Chromadorea, Rhabditida, Meloidogynidae.
AUGUACUUAUUUUUAGGUGUUGAAUCAGUUUCUGAUGUUCAUCAACAAUUAUUAAAUUUUGAUUCAAACGACGAACAUACACCACCAUUAACUCAUCAUCCAAUACAACAACAACAAGUAUUUCAACAGCAACAUUUACAUUCUUAUGACCAAGAAGUUCCCGAACAACAAAAUGUUUCUGACAAUUACGAAUAUCCCCAAGAAGAAUCAUCAAUAGAAGACGAGGAAGAAGAAGAAGAAGAAGAGGGAGAAGACGAAGAAGAAGAAGAAAUUAGUCAAAAAGAAGUGGAACUUAUUAAUCUCGAGGAUUACAUUGCUGGCGGCAUUAACCGUUCACCAGAAGAGAAUUUACCAAUAAACGGCGGUGGUCGGAGUAGAAGAGGAAGAAUUGCAGCUGAAGCAAUUAAUCAACGAGCACAAUUAUUACAUUCCGGAAUCUCAGAAGAUUCUGAUUACACUUCCGAAAUUUCUUUUCAACCCGGAGCGCAUCAACAACAACAACAUCAAGCAAACGCUUCUGCACAUCAAUACGAGUCUCACUUGCGUAGAACAACGAUUAAUCAACAGCAGCAACCUUCAAUUUCUAAUAGACUUGUUCCCUCCGAUAAUUAUUUUCCUUCAACUUCUUCAAACAUUCAAUGGGAUACUUCAGAAUACUCACAACAACAACAAUAUGUCCCUGAAGGUUUACUUUAUUCGCAACAACAGAGACAUAACCAACGAUUAUUCCAUCCAAAUUUAGUUGACAAUAGAAAUACCCCUCCAUCUCUAACACCUCAAUAUUUUGCAGAUGGGCAACAAUAUUAUGAAGAAGAAGAACAACAAUCAACUCAACAAUAUUAUACUGAUAAUUUUGAUGAUGACAGUCAAACUGAUUCAAAAACGUUUGAUCAAAUUCAAAAUAUCGACGAAAACUUCUAUCAUGGGGGCAACCAAAUUUCUUCUUCGCCUUUUGCUGUUUCUUCUUCACAUAUUCCAAGGCUUCAAUCUUCUCAAUCUAGUAGUAGAAAGGAUAACAGAAAUGGGCGAAUUGGUGGUCAUCAAUUUAAAAAUGUGCAAGAAGUAUUUCCUUCCCCAUCAUUUACUUCUUCUGUCGGCGAUGGUGGAGGUGGUGGAGGGAGUGGCCGUGCUGGCUUUACAGAUAGUCGAAGUAGUAAUUCAACAGUCCAACAAAUGAAUGAGAGUAGUAGAAGAAGCCGUGCAGGAAAUUAUUAUGAUUCUGAAUCUGAUGGAUUUACUUCAACUGGAACGGUAGUUCCAGUCAAUAUUCAUGAACUUCCAAAUUGGCGAACAACAAUAACUCAGCAACAUUCUCAGCAUCAACAAGGUUUUAAUGAAGACCAAGAAGAAUAUGUAGUUGAAGGAGAGGAAGAAGAAAUUGAGGAAGAGGUAGAUGGAGAAGGGGGAGAAAGAGGAAGAAGAAGGAGGAGGGAAAUUGAAAUAAAUGAAGAUUUUGGAAGAUUAAAUGAAGAAAAGAAAAUAAAUAAUGAAAGAAGAAAAAUACAACCAAGUGAACAAGAAUUGUUAGCAGAGAUUGAAGAGUAUAAAGCAAAGUUGGCAGCUGCCGGAAGACAUUAUGAUAGUCAACAAGCGGGCACAUUUAACUCAAAUGAAGAUGAAAAAGAGAAGAAAAAAGAAAAAGCAUUGGAAAAGCUAAAAGAAGACGAGAAAAAUAACAUUUCAAUGGUGCCUGGCACGUCUGCUAAUACUAGUAAUAGUAGUAGAACCUUUUCUUGCUUUAAACAAAACAAAAAUGGAGAAGAAAAAGAAAAAUUAUUUGACCCAGAGGAGGAGGAGGAGCCACUUUCUUAUAAUAGUCGGCCAUCUGCGCGCUUAUUAGAAGAAAGAAAAGAAAAUAAUAAUAAUAACGGAGCACAACGUCAACAGCAUUUUUCUUCUGGAAUUGAAUUUGGGGAGUCAUCUGAAGCUGCGGUGGUAACUCAUGGAAUGGAUGAAGAUUAUGGGAUUGGUUAUGAGGAUCCUCUUCGUGGUCAAGGAGUCUAUUAUACUCGUUCAGGCCAAUUUCCCCCACACCACCAAGAAGAAGAAAAUGAAAUUAAUCGGGAAUAUAGACAACAACAAGAAUAUAAUGAUUAUCAAAUAAAUUCUACCGAUGACUUGUCGAAACAACAAGCAAACAACACAAUACCUCCACGUAUUUCCUUGUCUUGUGAAAAUGAGCAACGACCUACUAAAGAUUAUUUACAGCUUUGGAAAUGGGCUUAUAGAGAGGCUUGUAAACAAGCUGGAAUUACGAGUUCUGUUUUCGAUGCUGACGGUCACUUUUUGAUGCCUUCCAGUGUUGGUGCGCGUGCUACUGUUGGAAGUGCCUUUUAUCGUUCCAUCGAUGCUAUGCCAUCAAUGAAUGCUUCUUCAACAAAAAAGUCUAUUCCAGUCAGCGAAUUGGUGCUCAAGACAAUGGCCACAAAAAGGACAGCUUUAGCAAAUGCUGCAAAAACAACUGUACAGGAUCAUGAAUUGAAACAAUUAGUUUACCGAAAGUGCCUUCAAGCUCUUAUUUAUCCAAUAAGUGCAACAACUCCACAUAAUUUCCAAAUGACCAACUUUCAAACUCCCACCUGGUGCUAUGAAUGUGAAGGUCUUUUGUGGGGAAUAGCACGGCAAGGUCUUCGCUGCACAGAAUGUGGUGUAAAAGUACAUGAUAAAUGUCGAGAACUUUUAAGUGCUGAUUGUUUACAAAGAGCAGCUGAAAAGAGUAGCAAACAUGGGGAAGGGGAUAGAGCACAAAAUUUAAUUGCAGUAAUCCAUGAAAGAAUGAAAAUGCAGGAAAGAAACAAACCAGAAAUUUUUCAAAGAAUUCAAGAAGCUUUUGGAUAUAAUGAAAAUAUACAACAAGAAACAUUACGUGCAGUUAAAGGUUCUAUACUUGAAGGAAGUUCUAAAUGGAGUGCAAAAAUUCAACUUACUGUUAUUUGUGCAAAAGGCUUAAGUGGCAAAGAUAAAACGGGCAAAAGUGAUCCUUAUGUUACUGUGCAAGUUGGCAAAGUACGAAAGAGAACAAGAACAAUACAUCAAGAAUUAAAUCCAAUAUGGAAUGAGAAAUUUUCUUUUGAAUGUCAUAAUUCUACUGAUCGAAUAAAAGUACGUGUUUGGGAUGAAGACAACGAUUUAAAAAGUAAAUUACGUCAAAAAUUGACUCGCGAAUCUGAUGAUUUUCUUGGUCAAACAAUUAUUGAAGUUCGGACAUUAUCUGGUGAAAUGGAUGUUUGGUAUAAUUUGGAAAAACGUACUGACAAAUCAGUUGUUAGCGGAGCAAUUCGUCUUUACAUAAAAGUAGACAUUAAAGGAGAAGAAAGAUUAGCACCAUAUCAUUCACAAUAUACUUGUUUACAUGAACAUUUAUUUUUGCAUCAAUAUAAGGAAGACGAUGUUCAAUUACCACAACAACAACAACUAGCAGCUGAUGAGGCUUGGAGAAUAUAUUUUGAUGAAGUUGGGCAAAUGAUUGUUGAUGAAUUUACAAUGCGUUAUGGAAUUGAACAGAUAUAUCAAGCAAUGACUCAUUUUGCCUGUCUUUGUACUAAAUAUAUGUGUGUUGGUGUUCCCGCGGCUUUAUCUACAUUAUUAGCAAAUAUUAAUGCCCAUUAUGCACAUGCAACUGCUACUGCUGCUGUUUCUGCUCCCGAUCGCUUUAAUGCAACAAACUUUGGAAAGGAUCGAUUUGUCAAAUUGCUGGAUCAAUUACACAAUUCUUUGCGUAUUGAUUUGGGAAUGUAUAGGAAAUACUUCCCAGCCUCAAAUUUUGCCAAAUUGCGUGACUUAAAAUCUACAGUUGAUUUGCUUACUUCAAUAACUUUUUUCCGAAUGAAGGUAUUAGAAUUAGCUAGUCCUCCACGUGCUUCAAAUGUUGUUAGAGAAUGUGCAAAGGCUUGUAUGGAGGUAGAGUUAUUUUUUUAA